AUGUACUUUGAGGAAAUUACUACAUUAGCUGACGUACACUCGAACGGUCUGUUUAUAUUUUUUGAAAUGCACUUUGAUCUUCUUAGAAUCCACCACCUGCAAGAAGAGGAAACGCUUAGCAAGUAUUACGAAGCACAUCUAAUAAGAUACUUGAUGAGCGUUUUGCAAGCGAACAUGUGGGGACAGUUUGGUGCUCUUCUUUGCCUGUUCAUGUUGGUGCCUGAUGCAGAAUCUACAAUCGCCCUGCUCAAACCCGUUCCAAACGGAAUGCAGGUAUGGUGGGAUGAUCCCGUGAUGCCCACUGCGGAGUUCCUUCUCACAUGGCAAAAAGAAGGCAGCAACAAGGUUGAAGGUCACAAAUUCAUCGAACGAAAUGCGAGAAACUACGUCGUCAAAGGACUUGAAGACUGUCAGAUGUAUACCUUUAACCUGAUUGCAAUGGACUGGAAAUAUCGACAAUUUGGUGCAGGGAGAAAAUCUGGAAUGACAGGAAACUGUCCCUCAGAGCUUGAAGAAGGCGAACUUGACAUGAGCACAUAACUACCUACUACUCUUGUCCUAUCAGUAGUGAUGUUGUGUCCCGUACGUCUAUUCAUUUUUCGCCAUAUUGUCCCUAUGUAUGACUGUUUAUGAGAAUUAUUUAAAUAAAUUUC
Messenger RNA from Opisthorchis viverrini, 653 nucleotides. RefSeq lists its product as hypothetical. The transcript has 4 exons. The coding region runs from base 1 to 540 and encodes 179 amino acids. Gene Ontology annotation, molecular function: protein binding. Lineage: Eukaryota; Metazoa; Platyhelminthes; Trematoda; Opisthorchiida; Opisthorchiidae. The record is from RefSeq and is a predicted model, not a curated record.